Molecule: messenger RNA, 657 nt
Organism: Phaethon lepturus (White-tailed tropicbird)
Lineage: Eukaryota; Metazoa; Chordata; Aves; Phaethontiformes; Phaethontidae
Gene: TIRAP
Product: toll-interleukin 1 receptor (TIR) domain containing adaptor protein
Exons: 3
Coding region: 1-657 (218 amino acids)
Biological process (GO): signal transduction
Source: RefSeq, a predicted model, not a curated record
AUGGCUGGCUGGUUUAGGCGGCUCCUGCACAAGCCCAAGCCCAGCUCAGUGGAGAGUAGCAUCAACACUGGUCGCUCUGCUUCGUGCUCGCCUUCCUCCUCCUCCUCCUCUGCUGAGAGCUCCGGCUACUCUCCCAGCAUGAGCCUGGCCAGAUCUGUCCACCCGUCACUCAUGUCACUGUCAGACAUCAAUGCCUCGGGCAGUGCUCGAUGGGCCAAGAGCUACGAUGUCUGCAUCUGCCACAGCGAGGUGGACCUGGAGCUAGUGGAGGAGCUGGUGUCCUACCUGGAGGGUCAACCCGAAAGCUUCCGUUGCUUCCUCCAGCUGCGGGACGCGAUGCCGGGACGCGCGGUGGUGACAGAGCUGUGUGAUGCCGUGCAAAACAGCCACUGUUGGGUCAUGCUUAUCACUCCCAGCUUCCUCCAGGACCCUUGGUGCAAGUACCAGAUGCACCAGGCCUUGGCCGAAGCUCCGAUAGCCAACGGGCGCACCAUCCCGGUGUUGAAGGACGUGGAUCGGAAGGAUUAUCCCAAGGAGCUGCGAAACCUCUACUACAUCUACAUGGCGCUGAAGGAGAAGAGCUUCAGGCAGAUCAGAGACACCAUCAUGCGCUAUCUCCAGGAGCUGUGCCGGAGCUCCGGGAGCAGGAUGGAGUAG